AAAUACCCCUACCACUACCACACGUCCACACUCCAUUCCCCAUUCCAAAUCUCUAAUCUUCUUCCACCAUCCCUCCGAUCUCUUCACUGCCGCGUGCAAACUCUGCCUCCGGCACCGCCAACGAACACCGCCUUCUCCGCCUCAUUUAUUCUCGUUGCAAGAUUUUGGAUUCGGAUCCGCAUAUGAAGCCAUGACAAAUCCCUCACCGGGAACGUCUCUCCUCAUCGUCACCUCUGUUCCACUGCUCGGCCGUCACCUCCUCUCACCGGGACCUUGCUUUCACCUCUGUUCCACUGCUCGAGCAGUCGAGCUUCUUCCCUUUGUUCUCCAGUGACCAGUCUGGUUCUCGCAACCUUGCUUACGACCUCCUCCCUCCUAAUUUCCAUUGCACCCUAGUUCGGCGCCGUCUGUCCCUCUCUCUCUCUCAAACUGCAGCAGCAGUGGUGCUCACUAAGCCAGCGUCGCCUAACAUUCAAAAUUUAGUCACCUCUGGAAGCUCUGCUCGGCCCUCUUCUCCUCUACGUCGUUGCGUCUGGCCCUCUUCUCUCUCGCACAUUGGUAGCUCUUUGACCCUCUUCUCUCUCGCACAAGCUCUUCUCCUCUGCGUCUCUGUAUAAUCGUUCCUCCUUCGCUAGCAAUUCUGUUUCGCUCCUACGUCGCCGUCAGUUUCGUGCCUCCCUCGCCGCGUGGUUUUGGUAUACUAGUAUCUCUGUUUCUACAUCCUUGUUGAUCAAGAAUGCAAUUUUUCGGAGGGUCUGAAAUCAGUCCAUCACCUCCUGUACCAACAGCUUCAGGGAACAAUGGCCAUAUGAUGUAUGUGUUCAAUAGGAAUGGUGUAUGCUUGCUCUAUCGGGAGUGGAAUCGUCCAUUGCGGACAUUGAAUGCUCAGCAAGACCAUAAGUUAAUGUUUGGACUUCUUUUCUCACUGAAGUCACUAACAGCGAAGAUGGACCCUACCAUUGCAGAGAAAGGAAACCUUGGUGUCCCUCAGUUGCCCGGCCAAGGUUGUUCAUUUCACAGUUUUCGAACUAAUACAUAUAAACUUAGUUUCAUGGAAAGUCCUUCCGGAAUAAAGAUUAUCCUAGUGACUCAUCCUCGAACCGGUGAUCUGCGGGACUCCUUGAAGUAUAUCUACAAUUUGUAUGUUGAAUAUGUUGUCAAGAAUCCGCUCUAUACACCCGGAUCUCCUAUUAGGUGUCAGCUGUUCAAUACAACAUUGGACCAGUAUGUGAGAGGCAUUGCCUAGAAGCUAUGAAGUUCCCAAUCACCAUUAUUGGUGAACCAUUGAUCACCAUUAUAACUAAACUCAUUAUUUUGUGAAGAUUUUUAAUAACUUUUUUUUAUCCUUUCAUCUAAAAUUGAAUCUUUCCUUUUUCUGUCCACCAAACCACCACGCGUAGUUGACUGAAUUCUACUAUAGUGUCCAGUCGUUAAUGUGAUCUUGAAGAUCUUUGAUCUUCAGUUGUUUUUGCUAGAGUUGCUGCUGCGAUAUUGAGCUUCUCUUGUAUCAACAUUCAACAGAGCUAUUGAUUUAUUCAAUCUUAUAGCAUAUGAUAUAUUCAAUCUUAAUUAGAUAUUGGCCCCUACCUUGGUAGCAAAACGCACACGUUUUGGGCACAUGGUUAAGGUGUAUGUGUCUCAGUAAUUACGUUAACCCUUGUCAUUCUUCAA
This is a messenger RNA of Arachis duranensis, 1671 nucleotides long. RefSeq lists its product as uncharacterized. Gene Ontology annotation, cellular component: TRAPP complex. The transcript has 7 exons. The record is from RefSeq and is a predicted model, not a curated record. NCBI's taxonomy places the organism in Eukaryota, Viridiplantae, Streptophyta, Magnoliopsida, Fabales, Fabaceae. The coding region runs from base 737 to 1246 and encodes 169 amino acids. Gene Ontology annotation, biological process: endoplasmic reticulum to Golgi vesicle-mediated transport.